Molecule: messenger RNA, 1296 nt
Organism: Caenorhabditis remanei
Lineage: Eukaryota; Metazoa; Nematoda; Chromadorea; Rhabditida; Rhabditidae
Exons: 6
Coding region: 1-1296 (431 amino acids)
Source: RefSeq, a predicted model, not a curated record
AUGGAGUUGCAACGGAAGCGCAGUUUUAACAGUUCUACAGUAUCUCACGAUUUCAGAAAAGAAUAUAAGGGAUCCUUUUUGGAAAAGAAAGGAAAAAAAGAGGGCAAGAAGAAUGGACUCAAGUCGAUUGCCGAGUGGAUUUUGACGAAAGCAUCUUCCACAAAGAAGACAAAUUCAUCUGGAACAUUUGCCACCUCAACGAAUUCAUCUUCCCAGAAAAGUGGCGUUGGUGCUAAGAUUGUGACAGUUCAAGAGAAAUCAAGCUAUUUUGAUUGUGUUCCAAAUGAGAUUCUCUUCCAAAUUCUCGAAAAUUGCAAGUCUUCCGAAUCAUCAACAACUUUGUCGGCUCGUCGAGUUUCUCGUCGUUUUAAUGCUUGUAUGGAUCAUAUUUCGGAAGUUAAAGUUAAUGUUCUUUCUCGACUCGUAAUAUCUGGUUUGGGAAGAAAAGGAAUUGAGAUGAGAUGGGUCAGUUAUGAAGGACAAAAGACGAAGACUACUGUUGUUCCAUGGAAUAUUGUCCGAUCAUCAAACAGUUCUUUCGAGUUCAAUUUCCGAAGUUUUUCGAUUCAAAGAAUUUUGUUGAAAAAUGUACCACUUUCCGAUGAAUUGAUCGAUUUUCUUCGACGUCUGUUUCAAUUCGCAGAUAUCUCAAAAUUGAUUCAAUUGUCGUUGUCUCAAGUUGACUUCUCCUCAUGCAAUUCGUUAUCUCUUCAUCGUUUUCUUGCUCCAUUAACCAAAAGUCUUGAAAUAUUCGAAAUAACUCAAUGUAAUGGAAUGCGUGCGGAUUCAGUUACUGAUGAACAUUUGGCUCAAUUGAAUGCGUCAACAAUUCGACGAAUUUGUAUUGACGGUGUUAAAUUUGCAUCUGGAGCAACGAGAAACCUGGAUAUUGGAGAUGGAGCAUUAAGAAGAUUCGCAAAACUUGCAGCAUUUCCAACAAUGAUUUUGGACAGAUGUGCAGUUACAACAAAUACAGUUUGUGAUUAUACGAAGGAAUGGUUUGAGCAGUGCAACGAAUCAGAAAAACAACUGAGAAGUCAAGUUUGCACAGUCAAAAGAUGCCCGAAGGUGAAGGGUUCACAAUUUGAAUCAGAGUGCCGUCGUCGUGGUCUUCGAUGCAAAAACCGACGUGGAUCAGGAUCUUUGACAUUAUAUAAUGUUCAAGAAGAGAAUACGAAACGAGAGUUUACGAUUGCUUUGGCUGCUCUUGAAGAUAAAGAACUUGCCGAAAAACUCAAAAUCACUCCUCCAGAUGAUCCGAUCAGCUGUAACCUACUGACAGUUCCUUCCUUAUAA